Messenger RNA from Lotus japonicus, 1402 nucleotides. RefSeq lists its product as uncharacterized. The transcript has a single exon. The record is from RefSeq and is a predicted model, not a curated record. NCBI's taxonomy places the organism in Eukaryota, Viridiplantae, Streptophyta, Magnoliopsida, Fabales, Fabaceae. Bases 401 to 865 code for a protein of 154 amino acids.
UCAUAUAAAAAUUACACUAAGAACUGCAUCAUGAUCAGGUCAUAAUAUAAUGAACAGCUAACAAAAGAUCUGGUUGGGUGUUAGUGUCACAAAAAUCAUGACAAAAGCUCACCGGUUUUUCAUCACUAAAAUGUGAUCUGGUUUGACUCAUAUAUCUCAUGACUCAUCCCAUCCCCAUUUAACUAAACUAAACUACCACACCCACACAAAACUAACUGUCACUGGCCCCACAAUAAGACACCUUCUAAUUCCUAUUCUAAUUCUAGUUACACUCUCACUGAAAUUUCUCAUCUCAUUCUUGAAUCAACCUUCAAAUUUUCCCAUCAAACUUCCUCAGAAAAUCCAAACAAACAAAAAACACAUCCAUAUCCAUACAUUGUUUUUGAUUGAUCAAUAAACCAUGGCAACACAACAGCAGAGAGAAGAGGCAGAGAUCUAUGAGGGAGAAGCAUUGUGCAAGCAAAAAUCUCUGCUUCUCAUGGAUGAGAUUCUCCUCCCAAGAGGAUUGCUUCCUCUGGAAAACAUCUUUGAGAUGGGUUACAACCGCACCACCGGUUUCGUGUGGCUGAAGCAGAGGAACAAGAAGGAACACCGCUUCCACAACAUCGGCCGCACCGUGUCGUUUGACAAGGAGGUGACGGCGUUCGUGGAGGAGCACCGCAUGCGGAGGCUCACCGGAGUUAAGACCAAAGAGCUCUUCAUUUGGCUCACCAUCUCUGAGAUCUUCGUUGAUGAUCCGGCUUCCGGUAAGAUCUCAUUUGGCAGUUCCUCUGGGAUUGCCAGGUCCUAUCCUCUCUCUGCAUUUGCUCUCCAAGAGGAUCAAACGUCACAACAACACCAAAAUGCAGUUGCAAGAAAAAAGUGAUGCUAUUAAUUGAUUUUGAAAUGUAACUGUAUGUUACUCUUUGGAAGAAUCUCAUGAUAAGACACAUAUAUGUUAAAUGGAAAAUCAUAAACCACAAGUACUUCCAAUAAGAUUUCAAGCAUGUUCAACAUUGAUUUCAAUAUUUCCCACUACAAGGUACCCUCUGUUGUAGAAUUACAUUAGAAAUAAAAUUACACAAUUGAUAUCACUAUAGUCCGUGUCUACUGUAUAUAACAAGAAACGAACUUCAAAAAAAAAAAAAAAAACAAGAAACAAUUGAGUUUUAGAAUGACAAUGCAUGAAAAUUAAACUCAUUCGGAUAAAUUCAAAAGGAAUGGUUAUGGAGAUACAAACAUAUUUCAAUAUACCUCACAUUAUGGUCACUUCUUCACUAAAUUCAAACAGAUCAUACAUCAUACACGGAAGCCAGCAAUUGAGACUACACUGCUGCUUUUGAAUUUUGAUCUUUCUUGCAUUCCUUGUUCUUUUUCUUUUUCUCCUUACUUUCUGUUGAUGUUGUAAUACAGGACAAUAAGA